Sesamum indicum (sesame) is the source of this 2530-nucleotide messenger RNA. The record is from RefSeq and is a predicted model, not a curated record. NCBI's taxonomy places the organism in Eukaryota, Viridiplantae, Streptophyta, Magnoliopsida, Lamiales, Pedaliaceae.
AAGUAUAAAACAAUCCUUUUUGCAAAGAACACAUUUUAAAGAAUUAGAAUUUAGUGUGGUGAAAUGAUGCAAUUGAAAUUGAGGGAGACGGUUCAGAAUAAUGAAAAUACGUGGCACAAAAUGUAAUUUACCCAAAAAUAAAACGUCUUUCAUCCCUUUUCUGUAAUCAAGAAAGACAACGAAAGCCAACAAACAGAAAAACAAAUAAAGGGGUCGGGUUCCUGUUUAAUUCUUUCUUUUCCUCUGAUAAAAGAAUAGAACAAUCAUAACAGCCUUUGUCAGUGCCAAUUCUUUUUCAAUUUUUGCACUUUUUCAUCGAGGAAAAUGCAUAUUCUUGUAUCCGUUUUGUUUCUUGAAUGAAAACAAAGGCUGUUAUUUGCAUGAUUUAUUCUCAUUUCUAUUUUCUUGUCAAAAUGAAGUAGGGGUUGGGGUAGGGGGAGAGGAUCUUGAUUGCUUGAAUCUCGUAUGGAACAGCUUAUCAAUUUCAUUAUAAGACCACCCAGAGCUGAAUACGAUCCAAAAGAAGAUCUAUUAGAUGAAGAGUUUAUGCUGAAAGGCAAGUGGUACCACAGGAAAGAUUUGGAGGUUACAAAUAGUCGAGGGGAUGUUCUUCAAUGUAGCCAUUACAUGCCUAUUAUCUGUCCUGAAGGAACUAAACUGCCAUGUGUGAUCUAUUGCCAUGGAAAUAGUGGUUGCCGAACAGAUGCCAGUGAAGCUGCUGUUAUAUUGUUGCCAUCAAACAUCACAGUUUUCACUCUUGAUUUUUCUGGUUCUGGACUCUCUGGAGGAGAGCAUGUGACUCUGGGCUGGAAUGAAAAGGAUGAUCUAAAAGCUGUGGUUGAUUAUCUAAGGGCAGAUGGGAAUGUUUCUUUAAUUGGUUUGUGGGGCCGCUCCAUGGGUGCUGUUACUAGCAUGAUGUAUGGAGCUGAGGAUCCUUCAAUCGCAGGAAUGGUUCUGGAUAGCCCAUUUUCUGAUUUGGUUGACUUGAUGAUGGAACUGGUUGAUAGUUACAAAGUUCCGCUUCCUAAAUUCACUGUUAAGUUUGCAAUCCACUAUAUGCGAAGAGCAAUUCAGAAAAAGGCAAAAUUUGACAUACUGGAAUUGAACACAAUCAAGGUUGCAAAAUCUUGCUUCGUUCCAGUUCUUUUUGGUCAUGCAAUUGAUGAUGAUUUCAUACAACCCCAUCAUUCUGAUAAUAUUUUUGAUGCUUAUGUGGGUGACAAAAAUAUUAUCAAAUUUGAGGGUGAUCACAACUCUCCCCGCCCUCAAUUUUAUUUUGAUUCUGUGAGUAUUUUUUUCAACAAUGUAUUACAACCUCCAGAGGAUGACAUAGUGGUUUCAUAUUUUGACUUGACAAAUGAUGAUUUCAGCAAGGGUAGGUGGAGCACGGUCCAUGAUGAGGAGUUCGCUGAUGAAUUAUUGGAUUCACCUGUUGCAGCUACUAGCACCGAGGACACCCUUAAGCAACUUCGCUCCAAGAAACCUAUGAGUACUGUAGUGGUUCCUGUAGAUAUGUCAUCCAAUGAUAAUCAACCAGAUUCCCGGGUGGAAAGUAGGGGGUCUGAUUCAUAUUUAUCACCGUCUAAUAUGAUCAGUUUUGAACUCUCCGAAGGUAGUGGUCAUGGUUCUCACGCACCUGGAUUCAGAGAUGACAAUGAAUACGUUGAGCACCCUCUUAAUGCCUUGGCAGGUUUCCCAAUCAAUGUGGAAGAAGAAGAAAGGAUGUUCACAGAGGCAGUAAUUGAGUCACUAAAGGACUUGGAGGCGAGACAGACUUGUGUCCAGAAACCAUCAUCGAGUGGUGACACUUACCUCCCUAAGCCAGAACAAGCACUACCAAACGAAAAAACAAAUUCCUUUCCUGCACUGAGUGACUCCUUAGAAACUUCAGUUUCCACCUCAGCAACCUUGGCAUUCCAUACGCCACUUCCCAACCCCGACAAAGUAUUAUCAGAAUCUCCUUCAAAAUGUUCUCCAUCUUCUGGUGCAGAAAGUCAGGAAACUUCUUCUCAUAUUUGUUCAUCAACAUGCAACCACAGCUUACCUGAUAAUGACACAAUGAAUUGUUCAAAGGACAACUUAAAUGUAUUAAAGAACUCUAGGAGUGCUGCGGCUGCUCCACGUCCCACGCAAGAAGAAACAAGUAGGCUGACAUCUCAUAAAGACGCAUCAUCAGCCACUCCAAGGCCAUCAUCUGAGGUUGACAUGGUGGAUAGUACUACUGUUACUGUAAAAGUUGAGAAAAACACAACAUCCAAUGUCAUAGAUGGGUGGUUACGUCGUUGGGAACUCUUCUUCCGAAACAGAUGAUUUUAUAUGAUUGAAAAAAUGCAAAAUUAUAUUGCAUACAAGUUCGACUUUCUGAUUUUUAACUCCAGUAAUUAUUCUUUCCUAGUUUCUAUGUACAGGAUGGAGAUAAUGUAUUCAACAAUAAUUGAUCUUAACGAUGUGUAAGUCUUCUACCUAUGAACAUUUGGCUGUAAAUCCUACUACGUAUUAUAGGUGUAUAUGCAUGCACCAGUUAUGACAA